Messenger RNA from Rasamsonia emersonii CBS 393.64, 447 nucleotides. RefSeq lists its product as uncharacterized. The annotation marks the transcript as partial. The record is from RefSeq and is a predicted model, not a curated record. NCBI's taxonomy places the organism in Eukaryota, Fungi, Ascomycota, Eurotiomycetes, Eurotiales, Trichocomaceae. The transcript has a single exon.
ACUUCCGGGUCUGGGGAUAGCCCGGGCAUUCAAUGCCGGCCGUGGCACAGCGCUGGCAGCCGGGGCGUGUCUCAUCGCACUAACAGCGUCAAUAUCAUCAUCGUCGACUCUUGGCUGAGGACUGCCAAGACCUACCUUGAGAUGGCGUUGCUUACAUCGUUCGCAGGCGCGGUUCGACGGUACGCCAGGCAUGGUACGGACGUGCUCUCUAGACAGGACAGGAGAUCGAAGAUGCUUGCAGCCAGACCAGACGUACGCAGGGGGGUUGGGCAAAGCACCGCCUCGUCGAGGGCGUCGAGGGCAUCGCACAAUGGCGUGCGUUGGGACCCACCGGCGACGACGGCGAGAAAUGGCGCCGAUCAGAGCGUCGAUCCUCCGGCCAGCUCCAGCGACACGAAGAUGGCGCUGCAGACUACGGGUGCUUGGGCGGCAUCGCAAGAGGCAUGA